Messenger RNA from Desarmillaria tabescens, 922 nucleotides. RefSeq lists its product as uncharacterized. The record is from RefSeq and is a predicted model, not a curated record. The transcript has 4 exons. NCBI's taxonomy places the organism in Eukaryota, Fungi, Basidiomycota, Agaricomycetes, Agaricales, Physalacriaceae. The coding region runs from base 362 to 685 and encodes 107 amino acids.
GGCUUCUUCCCUGCUGCCAUGUGCGUCGACACAUUCUGUGUAUACCUUAUAUCAUCCACCUUAUUACCGAUCACUUACCCUCCCAUCAACACGUCUCUUUGAUCUCAGUCGCCAUGCUUACUCUCUGUGAAUGUCCUGUCCGUUAAAAAAGACGGGGCGGUGAACCGUAUAUAUCGACGAGGCGCCUAUCCGAGCCGUGUCAGGUCACAAGUUUAGAUAAUAGGCGCUCAAUGAUGUGACUUACGUAGUUUUCCAUUACGUCCCUUGUUCGUUUCCAUCUCUCCUUCCUCUCACCCGACAACAAUGGGCGCUGCUGAAUCAAAGGACGCUACUCAGUCGAACGACUACAUCGUCGCCACGGAUGCCAAGGCCACAGUUUUUGUUCGGAGGUCGGAUGUUACUCAGUAUCAGGAUUUGGUUGCUGUUCUUCUCAACCAUUUCCCCAAUAUCAACACAACGUCAAUUGUCAUUCAAACCAACGAAAUGGAUAUCUGCGCUGGACGAGAUGUCGAUAUUCCGUCACAUCUGUGGCCAGAGAUCAGCCCUAAAAUCCGGAACAUCACCGUGGUCUCGCGCCCAGCCCACAAUUCAACAACAGUCGAAAGUGAUCGCUGGGUACCAGAGGGAGCAUGGGAAUAGCUACUGGCGAAUGAUACUUCUGCCCAGAGUUGUUAUAAUGAGCUAGACCGUUGAGGGAGAGAUUGUGCUUGCAAAGACGUAUUUCUCGACUUGACUGUGGAUAACAUUCCAGAACCGCACAUCUGGAAAUGGCACUCUUUUUGAAUUUACUUUCCUGGUAGCUCGCCCACCCGCCCGUCUGAUAUCAAAGACAAUGAAAUUUAGUUCUCGCCGCUGCCCCCUUUGACGGGACGAAAUAAAUACCACGUAUCACCCUCUGAGGAGGGGAAGCCACACUGCCCGA